AUGGACGUCUCUAAUGCUUUCCUUCAUGGUGACAUGGACGAAGAGAUAUAUAUGAGUCUACCACAAGGAUAUACGACUCCCCCUGGAGUUGUUCUGCCACCGAAUCCGGUAUGUCGUUUGCUUAAAUCUCUAUAUGGCCUCAAACAGGCUUCACGACAAUGGUAUAAGCGGCUUUCCUCUGUCUUCUUGGGUGCAAAUUAUAUCCAGUCUCCUGCAGACAAUACACUUUUUGUUAAGAUAGAGGGAGAUGUCUUUGUUGCAGUUCUGGUUUAUGUGGACGAUAUCAUGAUUGCUAGCAACAAUGACAGGGCAGUUGAGUCCCUUAAAGCUUUAUUGCGGUCAGAAUUUAAGAUCAAGGAUCUAGGACCUGCAAGAUUUUUCCUUGGCUUGGAAAUUUCGAGAUCAUCAAAGGGGAUUUCAGUGUGUCAACACAAGUAUGCUCAGAACCUGUUGGAGGAUGUAGGCUUUCUUGGAUGCAAACCAAGCUCUAUUCCAAUGGAUCCGAACCUGCAUCUUACUAAAGACAUGGGAGAGUUGUUGCCAAAUCCUCGAUCUUAUAGAGAACUCGCUGCACAUAAAGUGUUACGGUAUAUCAAGGGUAAUCCAGGACAAGGUUUGAUGUAUUCAUCGGAUUCUGAGAUAUGUUUGAAUGCAUUCUCUGAUGUAGAUUGGGCUAACUGUAAGGACACGCGACGCUCUAUUACAGAAUUUUGUGUUUACCUUGGUACUUCUCUGAUAUCAUGGAAAUCAAAGAAGGAACAACACUUUGUGUAG
Molecule: messenger RNA, 774 nt
Organism: Camelina sativa (false flax)
Lineage: Eukaryota; Viridiplantae; Streptophyta; Magnoliopsida; Brassicales; Brassicaceae
Source: RefSeq, a predicted model, not a curated record